Klebsormidium nitens is the source of this 4107-nucleotide messenger RNA. Lineage: Eukaryota; Viridiplantae; Streptophyta; Klebsormidiophyceae; Klebsormidiales; Klebsormidiaceae. The record is from the annotation of a GenBank genome assembly.
GAGGCUACAGGCUAGAGGAAAUUGAAUUGCAGGAAGCAUUUUGUUGGAAAGGCAAAAGGUGGAAGCCCUUCGUUGGCUACCUAUGCAUCAGGGUGAAAGGCGGGCCAGCCUGUUCAUCAUCAUUCAGGGCACAGACCUGGAUGCGCCGCGGGCUAAUCAACUUAGUAUGUGUCAGCUGAGUGCAUGCAGCAAGCCCUGAAGCCACGUGAAAUCCAUAGAAAGGGGCCACCAUACAUUCGAGAUCAUUUCACGGGUCGCUCAAGGGGGGACCACUGCAAUUCCUCUGGUGGUUCCCCCCAUCAGCAUCAGAUGCCAGAGCAACAAACGAAAGUUUAGGUCCCGGUGCCUGGGGUUGCUCGCUCGAUCCAGACUCUUCAUUCUGAAAGCUCUCACAAUGUCGCACCAAUGGCCUACGUCCGCUCUGUCUCGGAUCCGGGUCACGACGUACGGCAAUGUCGGUCUAAACUUGGCGAGCGUGUUCCUGGGGGGGUUUGCUGCAAGUGGGGCUGUGGCAGAGAAAUGCUCGAGCGGGUUGAGUACGGCGGCAGCAUUGGUUUGUGGGGGGGGCGGGAUCGCACUUGUGUGGCUGCUGGGCGCAGGAUGGGCGCAGGCAUCGGCAGCCGCAGCUGUAGUCGGGCGGACGGCGUCUGGACCGAACGAGGUUGAGCAGCCGUCCGACAGGAAGCUACGACGGAAACGGUACAACCGGUGGCUCGCCUGGGCUCGCAGCGGGUUCCUCGUAACCGCCCUCCAAACCGUCCUCGCCGCCCUGCUCUCCUACCAGCUCGCGCGCGCUCUCCAUACGAACUCCCUCGAUUCCUCUGGUUGUCCCUCCCCCUCCAAACCGGGACACAACGCCUCGCUCCUCCCGCUAACCGUGAUUCUAACCUUAACCGCGUGGUUAGGGGCGAUUCUCCCCUGCGUAAUGGGUCACGACGUCCUUAACUGGCGGUCGUUAUACGAGAUGCAAGAUAUGGCCUGGCGGGCGCACUAUCACGAGGUGUUCGACCGCAAUAUAAGGCAGAUGAUGUGUUGCUUGGGGCGGAUACGCUAUUGGAAGGCGUCGGAGGACGAUGAAAUCAACGCGGUCGCGGCGUUGACGGCAGACAUUCUGGCGUACCGCGCGAAGGGGGCUACUCACCUGGACCUUUUAGCAGGGCUCAACCUGAUGCGCGCUAAGACGCCCGAGCAAUACAACUUCGAGAACCUGUCCCAGCCGCCCGUUGUCGUUCUGCAAGAAGCGGCAUUCCUGCAGCCGUUUGCGGUGGCGGCAUACACGGGCCCGGUUCUCGACGUGGGCCGGAACCCGUUUCUAUUCUGCUGCACCUGGACGUACCGGCAGGGCGUGCUGACUCCGUGGAACAAAUCACGGUAUCCAGUACUAGAAGGCGACAACCUGAUCCGUGGUCACGCGGCAGCCUUUCUACGGUACAUACGCCUGCCGCCAGAGUGCCUGCGCAAGGGGCGAGUGAAGCAGAAGCGGCAUUGGGAAGCUGCCUACUUCGUGGUCGUCGUUCCGGAACAUCGCUGCGUCGUCGUCGCCGUGCGAGGCACGGAAACGCCGGAAGACGUCCUCACGGACGCGCUCGGGAGGGAGGUGGAACUGGGAGAGCACGACCUGGGGGGCCUCUCACCGGCCUGGAGUAACAAGGACCUGGCUCAAGAGCACAAGCCCCCGAGCGGCAAGAAGCGCUUCGCACAUAAGGGAGUGGUCAUCGCCGCGCGCGAGCUCGCUUAUCAGUUGGACGGGAUGCCGUAUGACGACGACGUUCAUGCGCCGCACAGGGACAGUUUGGGAGGGGAGACGGAACGGGGGGCCAAACGCGGGCUGCUGAGCGAGUUGCUGGGACCUGGCGGGGAAUGCGAGGGCUACUCGCUGCGGUUUGUAGGGCACUCGCUGGGGGGGGGCAUCUCGACCGUGACAGCUCUCCGGCUGCGGCCGCGGUUCCCGCAGCUCCACGUGUUUGCGUUCAAUACCAUCCCGUCGCUGGACCAGGAGACCGCGGACGCGUGCUCCAAGUUUGUGACCAGCGUCAUCUACAACAAUGACUGGGCGUCCCGCAUCUCCGUGGCCUCCGUGAUGCGCCUGCGCGCCGCGGCUCUCCGCGCCCAAUCUGCCGAGGCGGCCCGUCAGGCGUCGGAGGAUACAGGCAAGCGCUCCGGCCCCUCCCUUCCCGCACCCGUCAGCAGUUCGACUCCUGCGAGUGGUAACGGUAAUGGUCUCGCUAAAGAGAAGGGCGGGCUUGGCGCAGAACCAAGAAGUACGGCUAGUAAUACUGGUUUAGAACAGGUUAAGAUCUGGGCGAUCCGGAACGGGGGCCCGGCGGGGCGCGGGCGCAGGAGAGCGCGACACAUGGCAGGCAUCGGGUGUUUGUGCGCGCACCUGACGUCAUGCGUGUGUCACAUGGCGACGGACAAGGACACAACGAAGGGGCGGGGCGUGAUCCGCAGCGCGCGGGAGCUGCACAAGGCGGGGCUGGACAUCCGGGGGGAGAUGCGGAAAUCUCUAGAGGGUCCGCCGGGCCGGGAGGGGCUAGCGAAUCUUGCGGAAGUCGGGAGCGAGAUGGAACGGGGCAUCAGACAAGACGGAAGUGGAACGGACAAAGAAAGAGGACGGGAGACGGUGGCGAACGGAACUGGUCACAGUUCUGGUUCGGACGAAUCGGUUUUGGUUUCUGAAGGGCUAACGAAGCCUUCCAGAAAAGCAGCAGGGGAUGAGAACGGCAGUUCUCAUCGACGCCCUGAUCCGGACAACGGCGCACAAGCCGAGACACAAAAAGGGAAGCCGUCUCGGGCUGUCUCUUUCGCGGACCGGACCCCGGAUUUGAAAAGCGGACAGGUUCAGAAUCGAUUCAGCGCACAGAUAACGACCAAACCGGGAAGUCCGGAAGCGGAGUCAGUAAGUUCGGCACGGGUCGGGCAACCGGGGAAGGGGGCCGGGGGGGUGGGUGGGGACUCGGGGAAAAGCAGCGAAAGUAUAGACGGCGGUGCGGAGGUUGACGGGGUCGCUCAAUCAGCGGCAGGUUCCGGGGGUUUUGGCAACAACCCCAUGACAAACGGGUUGCAACCCAAAAAGGAGCCGGUUGACGUUCGGAGGCCGCCAAGCGCCGAAGCGGACACAUUUGCUGCGUCAAGCAGCGGAGGGAUCCGAACAGAAUCUAUGAACCCUGAAGACCCGGUUGUUGCUAAUCAGGUAGAAGGAAGGUUUGAGGGGGAGCCUGGUUUGCUAAACCGUGCUGAUAACCCCCAUCCAGGCUCGGCUGCUGAUGCUCAGUCUCGUCGCCUGGAUGCAGGCCCGAGCAGCAGUUUGCUCGCCGCCACUAGUCCCGACUCCGUAGUCAUCGAGGUCUCCCAGCUGGAGCGCAAAGCCCGGAACCCGGACCAAACCCGCCACAGUUACGACCUAACCCCCGAGGUGAAAUCCAGGGGAGGAGAGCCCGAACCGCCAGACGGGGAGUUCGUCGGACCGUCCGACGAGCACCGAGACCGGACGUCCGAAGAGGGGAUCCACGAACAGAUCGGGAGCAACCACAUGGAUGACAGCGCGUACCCCCGAGAACUUUUCGUGCCCGGAACAAUCGUGCACGUGAUUCGGGUUGAGGAAGGGGGUUACUGGCCGACCCCCCGGUUUGGGAAGUGGAAGCACCGGGCGGUUGUGGUGGACCGGUCGUCGUUGCGGGAGAUGCCGAUCCAUGCGUCCAUGUUUUUGGACCACCUGCCCUGGAGAUUGCAAGGCGCGCUGAACGAGCUGCUGGAGAUAGCCAAGCUUGAGCCGCCUCCCUUUGGCUUGCGGCUCCCUUCCUGGUUCAAGAAGACCAACAAUGGAGUCGCUGCCCGCCAGACCUGUUUGCCCGUCGGUCCCUCUCCUUAACUUAAGCAAGUGGCAGCGGUCCCUUGUUGUUGAGAAACGCAGCACGAGAAAAUAGCAAAGGUCACCACCAUUAAAAAACCUCACAGAUACUCGAGCAUGACAGCACGAUGCUGGAGGCUAAUACAGAACCUUUUACGGGUGCAGUACUCUGGAUUAUGAAUCAAUUUAGAAAAUCGAAGUUUCCCCCUCGAUGCGUGAGAAAGCGCCUGCUCUUGGGCUCACCGGCGGUCGAUGUG